Messenger RNA from Thlaspi arvense, 2374 nucleotides. NCBI's taxonomy places the organism in Eukaryota, Viridiplantae, Streptophyta, Magnoliopsida, Brassicales, Brassicaceae. The record is from the annotation of a GenBank genome assembly.
AUUUGGUGGAGAGACCUCGAUUCAUAUCAUCAGUGGUGAAUAUAGAAGCCAUAUCAGUUUUUGGACCAAAACUUGGAUCUAAACUCUCUAUUCGUUCUCAGACCAAUUCACUUCCGGCAUGCAAACUCUCUCGAUCUUCAGUGAUGUCAUUUCCCAGGAAGCCUACACAGCUUGUUCCUUUGAAAGCCACUAAUAAUACUCUGGCUUGUGAUGAUGAAAAAAACAAUCGUCAAUUCACGAAGUUGGCACCUUCUGAAUGGAGUCAUAAUUCGUCUAUGCUCAUGAAAUUGAUUUGCUUGGAAGAGAAAUCGAAGAACUAAAGCCACAAGUGAGUGGCAUGUUUAUGUCUUCCAAAGGCAUUGACUCGACCAAGAAGAAAAUCCUUUUUUUUAUAUCUGCUUGUGAGCCUGACAUUUUAAUAGUUUAAAUUGGAGUAUUAGUUCUAAUUUGUUGUAAAUGUAGUUAAAUGUUAAGAUUGAGAAAAAAUGAAAGAUAUUGAUCUAAAUUGUGAUAAUGUGACAGAUAAUCAUUGAAUCAUGUUUGUAACUAAGUAAGAUUAAAUUAAACACUAAUUUAAAUUAGUUUUUAAACUCUAAACUCGUCGGAAAUCCGUCGGAAAUUUCUCACCAAUUUCCAACGGGUUGUUUUUCUAACGGAUUUUUGACAGAAAUCUGAAACCUAUCAGAAAUUCGUCGGAAAUUUCUGAUGGAUUUCCGACAAAUUAUUUUCUGACGGAUUUUUGACGGAAAUAAAAAUUUAUCGGAAAUUCGUCGAAAAUCUAUCAUAAAUUUUUCAACGAAUUUUGACCCGUCGGAAAGACCGUCAGAAUUUGCUAUGUUUUCGUGUAGUGAAUUCGUCUAUGCUCAUCUCUCUCUCUCGUUUACAUACCUUAUUUUUCAAGGAAAUUGAUUUGCUUGGAAGAGAAAUCGAAGAACUAAAGCCACAAGUGAGUGGCAUGUUUAUGUCUUCCAAAGGCAUUGACUCGACCAAGAAGAAAAUCCUUUUUAUAUAUCUGCUUGUGAGCCUUGGUCUCGCGUAUCACUUUGAGGAUGAGAUCGAGGAGAGUCUAAAAGAUGGUUUCACAAAUAUGGAAGAGAUGAUGACUGGUGAAGAUGAUUUGUACACAGUUUCCGUCAUCUUCUGGGUUUUCAGGACAUAUGGUCACAACAUUUCUUCUGGGGACAAUGGUGAAUUCAAGGAAUGUCUAACCGGAGAUGCUAAAGGUAUCCUGAGCUUGUAUGAAGCUGCUCACAUGGGGACGACAACAGAUUAUAUAUUGGACGAAGCCCUGAGCUUCGCAUCGAGUCACUUGGAGUCAUUAGCUGCAAAUGAGACAUGCAAACCUACUCUCUUAAGGCGUAUACGAAAUUCUCUGGAUCAACCGCAGCACAUGAACAUGGAAAUAAUAGUCGCAAAGGAAUAUAUCCGAUUCUAUGAACAAGAAGAAUAUUGUGACAAGACGCUACUCAAGUCUGCCAAACUUAAUUUCAAAUUCCUACAGCUACAUUACCUUCAAGAACUCAAAACACUCUCAGAGAUGGUACAAGGAUCAAGACUUUGAAUCAAAGUUGCCACCUUAUUACAGAGACAGACUCGUUGAAAAUCACCUCGUUUCGCUAACAUACUUCGAGCCAAAAUACUCACGGGAUUUUGUUGAUCAAAUUGUAUGUUAUUGAAAUAGUUCUAGAUGACACAUGUGACAGAUAUGCUUCUCUGGGGGAGGUCCAAAGCCUUGCCAAUACAUUCGAAAGAUAUCUGCAAGGAAGAAGCUUAUGAGUGGUUGAAAUCUAGAGACAAACUCGUGAGAUCAUUAUCUAUAGUAGCACGAGUGAGAGAUGAUAUGCAUGGCUUUGAGGAUGACAUGAACAGAGGAUAUGUUACGAACUCGAUCAGCUGUUAUAAGAAGCAACAUGGAGUUAGUGAAGAGGAAGCCUUUAUAAAGCUUCGUCAAAUGGUAGCAAAUGUGUAUAAGAUCGUGAACGAGGAGUUCUUGAAGAAGAUCGAUGUGCCAAACCAGGUUCUCAAAGCAGUCAUCAACUGUGCACGUAUGAUAAAUGUUAGCUACGAAAUAGAUGACGAAUUUACCCGUCCUGGUGUAAAACUCACGAGCCAUAUCACUGCUAUUUACGUUGAUCUUUGAGGACUAUAUGGUAUAUCCAUUUAAAGUACUUGUGUUUUUGAAUAAAUUUGUUAGGGCUUUGUUGUGAGAUAGGCUUUACCGGUGUUCAAGCCCUAUCUACAAGCCGUAUAGUUGCUGUCUUUUAUUGGAUCCUCUCUGGCUCUCUAAGCGUGUUUUUUGGGGAUUAUCUAAAGCUUUCUUGUUACUUCGCCUUUGAGCAGUUUCUGAAGUUUAAUAAAAUGAGUUUUGUUUCAU